CCAUAGGAAAUGGAAGUGAAUGGGUGUUCUUAGCAUCUUUAUCAAUGUCUUAUCUUUAUAAGCCAAAUUCACCUUUAAUCAUCAUUGUGUCAGAUGGUGCAGCAAUGUCAAAAACAAAUUAAUGGGACUUUGGAGACAAUCUAGUUAGGGCCUAGGGGGAUGGCUGGCCUGAAAGGAAUGACAAGCCUUUAAAUAUUAAUUCUGCAGCAUACACUAAACAUUCUAGUUUUUAUGCAGGCAGGUGCACAUUUUGGACGACGGUGAAAAAAAAAUCGCCUGGGGCGAUUUGAUCAAGGCCCUUCAUUCCACAAUGGAUUCAGACAGUGAUGAUGAUAAUGUUCACUUUGGUACACCCCUUGAGCCUCUUGAGGAAGGGAGCGCCGCUAAGCGUCGUCCGCCGGCUCUUGAAGACCAGACGGUACGGGACAGUCGCGGCCGACAGCGGUUCCACGGCGCCUUCACCGGCGGCUUUUCUGCGGGCUUCUUCAACACGGUCGGCUCCAAGGAUGGCUUCCAGCCGGCCUCUUUUGUGUCGUCCCGCAGCACGCGCGCCGAGCGGCGACCGGCGCGGCCCGACGACUUCAUGGAUGAUGAGGACCGUGGGGAGCACGGUAUCGCGCCGCAGCGCGUCCAGGCCAGGGACGAGUUCCGACCGACGCCCCCCGGCGGCGUCAAACGCAGCCGGCCCCAGUUCGACGAGGGACCCAUUCCCGGGGAGCCGGUACUCAGUCAGCUGGUGCAGCCGGUCAGGGACACGGUUGGUGUUCGGAUUCUAAAGGCGAUGGGAUGGCGGCCCGGGCAGGGCAUCGGACCCCGCAUCACAAAAAAGGAGAAGAAGAGACAGAAAAAGGUGUACGGCUGCGCGCUGCCGCCGGGCGCCGAGCCCACCGCCGCCGCUCCGUCCGACUCCGACUCCGACUCGGACUGGGACUCUGCGCUACGGGAGGUACUCCUGGCGCCGGACGACUUCGAGGCGCCCCUGGUGCGGCCGAAGCACGAUCACAUGGGCCUGGGGUACCGCGGCCUGGACCGACACUCUGUGCUCGGCGCCGCCGCGGGCGAUACCACGCUGCGCUACAGGGACAAGGCGGGCAAGGUGGCCAUCAGGGGACAGGCGUUUGGUGUGGGUGCAUUUGAAGACGAAGACGAUGAUAUUUACGGCACCGAAGAUAUGUCCAAUUACGACUUCGAGUCGGCUCCGGAAAAGCCUACCUCUCGUCCCGCGCCCGGCAGCGCUGACCGCCUGGCGCGGACCCUCGCCGGGUUCCGUCUGUCGGAGGGUAAACGGGCGACUCGACCGCGCUACCCGCCGCCGCCACUGCCUCCUGGCUUUGUGCCCCGCCACCGGGCGCGCGCGAGCCGCUUCGAGCCGCGUCCUGAGGAGCGGCGGGGAUUGGAGCGGCACCGCCUGUCGGCCGGUCGGAGGGCAGAGAUGAUCGGCGAGCAGCGGCCUGCGGACCCAGUGGAUUCCUCGCCAGCUGCGGCGCGGACGGAAUCUCCGAGCGGAGCACAGUCGGAGGCUCAGCCCGCCGCUCCGGUCGCCGCAGGUCUGCCGGGCCGACCGGAGUCCGAGCGGCCCUCCCAGCCGGCAGACAGCCCCGCGGUGAAGACAGAGCCUGGCGCAGUGCCGGCGGACGCGGAGAGACUGAGGGAAGUACAUCAGCUGCUGGCGGAGGGCGGCGACUCGCCGGCCGCCGCCGCUCCCGCCCUGAAACCGUUCGCCAGCGACCCGGAGAAGCAGGCGCGGUAUGAGAAGUUCCUGAAACUACAAGCCGCCAAUAGGAAAGAGGACUACCACCUGCUGCUGCCCGCCUCGAUGACCGACUGGGAGCGACAGCGAGAGGUGAGCGAAUUCCACCGCUCGGCGCUCAUAUUCCGACCGCUGGCCGCCUCCCUGGCCGACAAGUUCGUCUCGGCGGGUACCUCCGACCAGGAGAAGCCGCCGGCACCGGGCGAGGCUGCCGCCGGACGGAAGGAGUCGACCGAUCCGGCUACCCAGGCGGCUCGGAGGCGGAUGUUCGGCUUCCUGACGCGGCAGACCCAGGAGUGGCACCCGGCUCCGCUGCUCUGUCGACGGUUCAACGUCAAAAACCCGUACCCACACUCCAGUAUAGUCGGUACGCUGGGUCUGGCCAGCGGCGCCGCCUCCAUGUCCGCGCCCGUGCUGCCUACUCCGACCCCCACUGCUGACGCGCCAGCAGCCCCCAAGCCGCGGCUGCGCUGGGACGAUGUGCUGUCAGACGAAGAGGGUGGAGGGACGGAUACGGCGGCCGGAGCUGGCGACGGAGCCAUGGCGCCCAGCGGUUCUCUCGCCGGCUCUUUGCUGGCUCUCCCGGCACCUAACACCGCCGGCCCGCCACCGGCCACCACAGCACCAGCCCAGAAACCAUCCCCGGACCUCUUCAAGGCCAUCUUUGACGACUCGGACACCGAGUCUGAGUCGGAGGACGCCCCGGCGAAGGAGGCCAACUCACCGGAGACUCCUCCGCUGGUGGGCGGGGCUCAGCCGAUCGCCGCCACUGACAAUCAGCUAGCCGCCGCAGCCGAGGAGGGAGCGACGCGAGCGGAGCCUUCCCGCUCCUCUCCUCCAGUUGAACCACAGGGACAAACAGGAAAGCCAGUCGGACCCUCUGGCCGGCCGACUGCCGCGUCUUUCUUCAACCAGGCCCCGUCCGCCGCGGCCAAGAGGCAGGGAUUCAGCCUGUUUGAUAAUGUUGAUCUGGACGAGCUGAACAGCUGGCGAAGGGGUGGAUCCGGUGGCGGUGGGAACGGGGAGAGUGCGGCAGACGGUCCGGAGAAGGGACAAAGCGCCGCGCCAGCCGCCACUGUCCCGGCGUCGCCGGUGGGGAGCUUCAGUCCGGGCUCAGAGGACGAGUACGGUCCCCGUCUACCGCCGUCCGCGCCCACCGCCGCUACCACGUCCUCCUCCUGUCUGCCAGUGAGCUGUAUGGGGAGGAAGAGGAAGAGGUCCGACAGUGACGCCGCCGAGUGGCGCGAGAUGUCUCCGAACGGGCACAAGAAAAAGAAGAGCAAGAAACAUAAGAAGAGUGAUAAGAAGAAAAAGAAGAGUAAGAGAAGGGGCAGUGGCAGUGAUAGUUCAGACUCUGAUGAUGUGGAUAGGACGUUAUUGAAAAAGCUCAGGGAUGUGGUGAUGAAAAAGAAGAAAAAGAAGAAGAGCAGCUCUCGACACUGAGAAAUUUCCACCGAUGCUCGCUUGCUGACCGGCUGUGGACUUUCAAUAUGGUGAACGAUUCGCGAUUGGGCUAAUUACAAGUAUGUGCCAUACUGGCAUACUGUGUUCGGCAUGACCCCUGAAUCCAAGGAGUGUUACUUUAUGUUCGAUCUUUGGAUGGUGAUAGUGACGUUUUCCUGCCUUUUCAUUUGAGCCUUAUGGCCUGAAGGCCGACCGGUGUGACCCAGCCGCACAAGCGAAGUUCAGCUUAUCGCUGUCCUUCCCAAAGGCGUAAGUCGUCCUCAGGAAAAGUGCCGUUUGACGUGAUGCGAUAAUAUUGUGACGUGAUCUCGCCAAUUUCGUGUAAUGUCCUGCGUGUCCAAUAGCAUUGGCGCCAGCCCUGUCCAGUGUGCAUCCUUAGAAAUGUAACGUGCUCUGUUCAUAGGAUGCGAAAUGUUCGGCAGACUGAUGUCUGCAGUCUGGAACAGGCAAUAGGGUGCAGUUGUCCUUACUAAUGGUGAUGUUUUCGCGAGUUAUAUGAUUGUAGACAUGUGCUGUUUACUUUGAUAAAUGAACCAGUCCACGCA
Molecule: messenger RNA, 3759 nt
Organism: Amphibalanus amphitrite
Lineage: Eukaryota; Metazoa; Arthropoda; Thecostraca; Balanomorpha; Balanidae
Product: G patch domain-containing protein 1-like
Exons: 10
Coding region: 311-3193 (960 amino acids)
Biological process (GO): mRNA processing
Cellular component (GO): nucleus
Molecular function (GO): RNA binding
Source: RefSeq, a predicted model, not a curated record